CACAAUGAAAUUGAGUGUGAGUGCGUAUCGCGCGCACGCAUCAGCACACAAAAAAAUUCUUUCGAGCGGUUACCAUUCGCAACUCAACUACGGCAGCACAGGUGCGGCGGUUUCUUCUUCUGCUGUCUUACAAAUGGCGGACCCGGCCGAAAACGCAAUGUCAGUCUCCAAAGAUCGCCAUGGAAUAGAAUGCAAUAGUGACACAGAUAUCGUGAGUCCAUCUGGUACGAGUAGCUCCGAGCGGGAACGAACUGGUACUAUAAGAAAAACGCAACAACAUGGCAGUAUCAAUGAGAAUGAUAGUAAUACUCAUCAUUCCAACUUUAAAAGUUCCACACAAAACAAAUCAGAUAUCAGCGAAAAAAAUUCGGACCUGGAUGCUGACUGGAAUCGAUCCAAUCAGCGAUGGAUGAAGCUCAGAACAACUGUCCAAAUAUCAUCAGCGAUACAGAAAAAGCCACCAUUAAAACGAGAGGACUCUUUUUUAAAGCGAUUCUCUACGCGGCAAAUUCCAGAAACUCAGGAAACGGUCGAAGACACUGGGUCGGAGAGCGCCUUUGGAGAAUCUAAUAAAAGUACAAAACGCCGGCGUCGAUUUUUGCAAAAGCGGCGAUCUGUUGUUAAUCCAGAUGAAAACUUUUAUUUCUAUUGGUUGAUGUUACUAACUGUUUCUGUUUUAUACAAUUUAUGGGCUCUUAUUGUGCGACAAAGUUUUCCUGAAUUGCAGCAAGCUGUUCCUAUUUUUUGGUUUGUUUGUGAUACACUCACGGAUGUUGUUUUCGUAUUCGAUAUAGUUGUCCAACUACGCACAGGAUAUCUCGAACAAGGACUCAUGGUUUACGAUGAUAAAAAAUUAGCGCUUCAUUACAUUCAUUCUAGAGAUUUCAUCUUGGAUAUCAUAUCAUUGAUUCCCCUGGAUUUGAUCCAACUUAAAAUCGGUGCAAAUCCUCUUCUACGGUUUUCAAGAUUUUUUAAGGUGUAUCGAUGUGUAAAAUUCUAUUACAUUGUUGAAAGUAGGACGGUUUGGCCAAAUUUAUGGCGAGUUAUAAACUUAAUUCAUAUUCUUUUAAUUUUGGCGCAUUGGUUUGGGUGUUUUUAUUAUCUAUUAUCGGAAGCUGAAGGAUUUCAGGGAGACUGGGUAUAUCCUUACCGACCAGGAGAUUACGCGACAUUGACUAGAAAGUAUCUAGGUAGUCUUUAUUGGUCUACCCUUACUUUAACUACAAUUGGAGAUUUACCAACCCCCGAAACAAAUGCAGAGUAUAUUUUUACAAUUGUCAGCUAUCUUAUUGGAGUUUUCAUUUUUGCAACCAUUGUCGGUCAAGUUGGAAAUGUGAUAACUAAUCGUAAUGCUAACCGCCUGGAGUUCGAACGCUUGCUGGAUGGAGCUAAGACAUACAUGCGUCAUCAUAAGGUUCCAGGUGGAAUGAAGAGACGCGUGCUCCGUUGGUACGACUACAGCUGGUCUAGAGGACGUAUCCAAGGAGGAGGUGAUAUAAACACAGCUUUGGGUUUAUUGCCGGACAAGCUGAAAACAGAACUAGCGUUACAUGUUAACUUGAGUGUCUUAAAAAAAGUCACUAUAUUUCAAGAGUGCCAACCAGAAUUUUUACAUGAUUUGGUAUUGAAAAUGAAAGCAUAUAUAUUUACACCAGGAGACUCCAUUUGCCGUAAAGGUGAGGUAGCCAGAGAAAUGUUUAUAAUAGCUGAUGGUAUACUGGAAGUGCUGAGUGAAACCGGUAAAGUGUUAACGACAAUGAAGGCUGGCGACUUUUUCGGUGAAAUCGGAAUUCUGAACUUGGAUGGCCUUAAUAAGCGUACGGCUGAUGUACGCUCAGUUGGUUAUUCUGAAUUGUUUUCAUUGUCGAGAGAAGAUGUACUCGCCGCUAUGAAGGACUACCCGGAAGCACAAGAAAUUUUACAAACUCUUGGACGGAAGCGGCUAAUGGAAGUUCGUUGCGUAAAUAAGAAGUACGCGAAAGCACAAUGUAAUAAUGAGCAAUCGGAUCAUCCACAUGUAUAUAGCAAUAUUAAUCGAAGCGAUAGUAGCGAAAAUAGUGCCUCAAAAAAAAUUGUGUACAAAUUAAGAAAAGAUGUUAAAGGAAUCCGAAGUAUGCUUAAAAAGACAAGGACGCGAAGAAGUGAUGAAUCGUUAGAGAUGCGGCCGCUGCAAGACACCUUAAGUAAAGGCAAUAAAACAACUUUGAAGCGAAUGUCACAUGUGCGUUCUGAAGAGAAGGAGGAAAAAAAAGAAGAAAAAACGCACCAAGACAAAACACCUAGUCCAAUUGGUGCAGGGCUACCGUUACUCCAAAGGCUGAGAUUACUCAAAGAAAAACAGGAUCGCGAAGAGAAAGCGGCAAAGGCAAUCACUCCUCAGAUAUCGCCCCCACAUGUUCAUAUUGCCAAUGCACUAUCGCCACAGGAAUCAAUCCAGGAAGAACCGGAGACUGAAGUAAACGAAGCACUUCCGCUAAUGCAAAGACUACAAAUGUUAAAGAAUAAACAGGAAACGAAAGGCAGCGACGUGAAGCUUACAGUUAAACCAACUUCAACUGUGUCUUUAAAGCAAAAAAUACAAAUGCUCAAUUUCGCUGGAGUGACAAAGACAGAUACUAUGGAUGAUAAGUCGAAAGACGAUAAAUUGGCCACUGAAGAUCAAAAGCAGACUCCAAAAACACUUGACGUGCAGAGAUGUAUUAAACACGACCUAGGUGCAAUUAAUAAAUCGCCAAAGGCGGUAACAGGAAAGUCAGUGAAACUCAUAAAACCGUCCAUAAACACGUCAACAGAACGCUCAGAUAGUGAUAUGUCCAUUAAGCCAUGGUCCAAACUUAAGUUAGCGACGAUAAUGUCAACAAGUUCUAAUAAUUUAGGGAAAUCUUCACCAGGAGAUUCAGACGUUGAAGUAAAAACAUGUUCAUCCAAUGAAACACCCCAAACGCCUUCUCUAGGGACAGCUGUAUUUACAUCCACAACACCAUCUAUAAAUACUUUACAUUCUGUAACUUCGACCAGUCCAAAUACAAAAAAUACAGAGCAAAUGAAGAUUUUAGAAAAUAUACGGAAGCAAUCGAAAAUUUUAGCAACAAAUCAUUCUAACGAAGGCAGAAAAUCGUAUCAUUCUGUUUUUGAUUUAUCGCCCGAAUAUAGUGGAUUACCAUUUGUAAAGCGUCUAAAAAUACUGAACGAACGUCAGAAGUUAGAAGAACUUGAAAAAGCACUACAAAUGCGAAGUUUUAGCUUAGACAGUUCUAAAAUAACAAGCCAACUUGCAGUGCCAGAACCGUUGUAUCGAUGCUUCAGUGAUGUUUCUGAAAUGUACUCGCAAUUUUUUGCAGCUUAUGAAUCAAGUUCAUCUAAUUCGACUAACACAUCUCUGUCAAAUAACAACAAUGAGAGGAAAGACAAAUAUAUACCGCCUGCUUAUUUACCUCUUAGUCCCGAACAAAAUGAAACUUCUGAACGCCGAAAGUUGAAGUGUAUUUUACAGAAACUUCGUCACAGUUCAGAAGAAUGUAAAAGUGCUUUUCAAAAUGAAAAUGAAGACUCGUGCGUGACGGAAAAGACCAACAAGAAAUUACUAAGAGAACCGACAUUAGAAGGUCCACCCAACAGCGCUCACAGAUCUAAUGAAGAUGAACAGUAUGAAGCCUUGCGAACGACUAGUGGAGCCGAAGAUAAACACGUAAACAUUUCUCACGCGCCCAUAAUUUCCGCUUUUGGAUGGGAUAAAUUCCCUGAAAAUCGAGUAUCCAGUGGCGCUCAUACAAAAGCGGUCUCAAAACGACGAAAUACUAUUCAACUUAAUAACAAUGUGAUGCAAUAUGAUCCAAGUCCAUCUCACACUAAUCAACGUACAACAAAACGGUUGAAAACAAUUGGGGAUUCGUUGAGAACAGGAGAUAUCCUCAACGUGGAGGAGAAUUUCAAUCGUGUUUGGAGUGAAAUUAAUGAUGUAAUUAAGGAUCAGAUUACAGAAAUGCAUUUAAAAUUCGAAUUACAAUUUUCGGUAAUGGCCCGAGAAGUAAGAAAACGCGAUGAAAUUAUUGCAAAUCUUCAGUCAAAAAUUAAAAAUAUCGAAUUAAAAACAUCCUCGCCACGAAGAAAAACUGAACUUACACGUGAUAAGCCUACAUACACAGAGGACCAUGCCAGCUCCAGUUCAUCAGCAGAGCUUCUUUUUAUGCGCGGAGACUCAUUGGAUACGGUUUUUAUGUCAUCUCCACCACAAGUUCAACGACACAGUUCUUCGUCGAUAUUUAAAAAUGUUUGCAAAAACUCUUCAGGACACAUUUAUUCACGAAGUUUGUAUAAAAAUAAAUCGGAAGAGAAUAUUACAAUGGGCAAGCAACAAAAGAGAAAUUACGUUGUUUCUGUGUCAGAUCUCACCGGAAACUUAAACAUGCAAGAUAGUGUAGUUCUAGACAUUGGUGGUAGUUCGAGCUCGAGUUCUGUUUCUAGCAAAUUGAAUGUUAAGUAUGAAGACAUAGAGCAAAAAAAUGUGAAAGACAAUGUAUUCGCACAUGUAGAUCACAACGAUUGGGAGGUAAAAAUGCUUGCUGCGGAGAUGGAUAAACAAGAAAGAAAACGUGCGAACUCCACUGACUUUAAGUGUAGUAAUUCAAUUUUAAGAAGACGUCGAAAAUUUAGUGAUACUGAAGCAGAUAUUAGUGAAACAGAUCCCGAAGUUGAAUCCUUCUCUUUAUCCAGACCUAGAGCUUCAAGUUUAGACCAAUUCAAUUUAAGAUACGGCAUCGGAAAAGAUUUUUUUGAAGCAAUUAGUAUCGAUCGUGAUAAAAAUAAACUUUGAAAUUUGCCAAUAUAUUAUCUAGGGUUACAUUAUACACACGUACGUUUAUAAAAUCCGAAAAGUUUAAAUGAAAAUAUGGAAAAUUACAAAAAAGAAAGGCAGCAACAUAAAGUCGAUAAAUGUUGCCAAAAUAUAGAUUGGAAAAUGUUGGCUAUUUGGCUAUGAAUCUAUUUUGUAUAAUUUUUAUCUGAGUAUUGCAAUUCUCUUUGAUUAUUAUUUUUUACUGAAAACCAACACUAAAUCUUUUAACAGCAACCACAUUUUCAAUUUUAUGUAUUUUAUCACACAAUGAAAUGAUUAUAGUUACCCCUUUCUGUUUCAAAAUAUCAUCUGCAACUUCUUUCAACUUGUGUAAGAGGGUCAGUGACUUGUAAACCUAUUGUUAUGCACAAAAGUCUGAAAAUAUUGACUCAAAGCAAGUGAAUAUCUGAACAAUUUUAACCCUAGAUAAUAAUAUUGCAAUCCCCACAUAUAAGUUUAAGAUUAUCUCAGGAACAUAAAUUUCUUUAAAAAUUAAUCUCUUUUUAAACUUGAAAACCCGUAAAUGCCACUAAUUUAUCAAAUUUUAUAUUUCUCGUAUUAAAAGUAAAGUGUCCAUAACACAAAGAUACAUGUGUCAUAAAAGCGUAAACCUCACUGUAAAAUAAUGCAUUGAUAUUUUUCAGCCAACACAUAAAAAAUGAAAUAAAUGCAGUCAAGCAUUUUUUAGACAUAGUGUAUGCUUUGGUCUUCAAUUAUUUUUAUAAUACGAGUAUUCUAUAUCUGUCGUCACAAUCACAAGACGUUAUAUCUCUUAAUGACACAUAAAUUUAGUAUAUAAAACAUUAUUAUAUGAUGUUUAAAUUGUUUGAUUAUUUAAUCAAUUUUAUUCCAAGAUUUUAUUCCAAAAAGUACCCUUAAAAAGGUGAAUAUGGGACUUUACCAAAGCUCAAAGUUUGAAAAUAAUUCUAGCUAUUUUAAUUUAUGUUGAAAACUUUUGUGCGUAAUUAAGUAUGAUACCAAGUAUACUUUUAACAAUUUAAGAAUAUUUUGGAAUUAAAUUUUAAUAACAUUAACACUCUUAUUACGAAAUGCUGAUAGAUUAUAACAAAUAUAUAGUAUAUAUUAAGCAAAUAACAACCCUAAGUUUUGGGAAGAGUUAGUGAAAAUAUUUGGCAGCAUUGCUUAAAUUUUAAGCAGACAUCGUAAAAAGAAUGUGAGGAAACGAAAAACAGUGACAUUUGUUGUAGUUUAUUAAUUAUAAUAAUAUUAAUUGUAGUUGUUUUCUGCAGAAUUGCAUUCAUUUUUAAAGUUGUGGUGAAAUUACCAAAUUUCCAUGAAUUUUGUCAAUUUUUCAUGUUGAUUAUGUUGAU
Messenger RNA from Bactrocera latifrons, 6165 nucleotides. RefSeq lists its product as uncharacterized. The transcript is spliced from 17 exons. The record is from RefSeq and is a predicted model, not a curated record. Gene Ontology annotation, biological process: monoatomic ion transport; transmembrane transport. Gene Ontology annotation, molecular function: protein-containing complex binding; monoatomic ion channel activity. Gene Ontology annotation, cellular component: membrane. Bases 5 to 4813 code for a protein of 1602 amino acids. NCBI's taxonomy places the organism in Eukaryota, Metazoa, Arthropoda, Insecta, Diptera, Tephritidae.